GUCAAUUUCAUCAGAGACAAUUUAAAAUAGGAAUGACGAUGAAAAUAUGUAGAUUUUUAGGCAUUAUACUUGAUGGUGUGCUUGAGCAUAGAAGUUAUUCAAGUCAAGCCAUAUUUAUGCAAGCAACUAACAUAUUCUGAGUAACGAGGAUCGACUUCUUCCAUCUCAUCACACACUCACUAUUAGAAACAAGACACCAAAAGAAACAUACGACUUGAUACAUUUCAAGUAAGUCGAAUAUUCAUUCAUCAAUUCUACAGUAUUCCAAGUCAAUCACCUCGGGAUCUCUUUUGCUUAACCAUCCAAGGUUACUCUCUCUAACCAUUCUCUCUUCACAGCUUGUGGGAGACGACAUUUUGACAGGACGACAAUUUCCAAUGCCUCGAUAGGGCCUCACAACAACAUUCUUUCUCAUCACCAGUAAGUUGCCAUCCUACUUUUACUCUAUGCGAUCGAGAAAAAUGAGUUCAAUAUCACCCUCGAGUCUCCAUUCCAUUACAACCGAUCUUCCCAGUCACUGUCGCAGAAGGAUGGAGUAUGUUCGGCAGUGCUAGAUUGGACGACAAUGUCAUCACUUCACUUCCCCCUUCAUCAGAUAUCCCUCCAAUGAUUCUCGUCAAGUCUAUCAUGUGUAAUGCUAACAGUAUUUUCUAAUCAGAACGAACAUUGCCCACCAUUCCCCUCUGUCCUUGUCUUCUCGACUGACUUGCGACGACGACGACGACGGCAUACUCUGCCCAACAUUCAGGAUUUCCGACACCAAACAUACAUAAUUUCAAUCAAUCACGAACAUCUGCGACUGAGUUGGCUCUAGAUAUCUUCUCUACACACGAAUGAAAUUAGUCAACAUUAUAACUGGGUCAUUACCUUCUUCAAACGCACCAAAUCGAAACGCCGAAUCUACCGAUCCACCACAGCGACCAAAUUCGUACCCAACCCGAAAAUCAAUCAUGUCCGGAACGGAUAUGCACAAUGGAGAUGGGCGAAGAGGUACACCACCUGCGCCUUCUUAUGCCGGUGGCAAAUUCAACAUGAGCACUCCACACUCCAGUGCCAUUUCGCCUACCGGGAGUCCUACCCCGAAGAGUGUCGCAUUCGAACUCCUCUUUACACAAUCCCCCCAACAUCGCGCGCGACUGCCGAUGCGUGUUCAAAUCUUCCCUCAUGAUACUACAGAUUCAAUUAUCGCUACUGUCAAGAACUUUUACGGCCUAUAUGCAGAUGGCGGUGGUGCGAAAGGUGUAAGCUUCGAAGACGAACAAGGGAACACCCUCAUCGCACGAUAUGAGAACUUCAGGAACAACAUGGUUGUCUAUGUCAGAGUGAUUCAAGAAGAACCUUCUGAUGCAUACGGCCAACAAUCAUACAGCGCUGGUUCCCCACGCUUACAGCAAGCCUACUAUUCGAGCGACGCUCAGAACUUACCACCCCACCAAGCUCUCAAUUAUGGUCAACCUGUCUCAAGACCGACUUCGAGGACAUCGCGAAAGCGUAGCACUUCUCCUGGCCAUGGACGUGGCCGCCGCAGUGCCUCUGCCAGUAUCAAUCCACCUCUUCCGACCAAAAAGAGUAGAUCUCGAUCGGGGUUCAAAAGCCGUGGGUCGAGCACUCACGGUAGCUUCCAAGAGCUUCAUAGCGAUGGAUUGAACGGAUACAGCAGUGGUGAUGGAGGUGCUGGAUCCGUCACUAGCAAGGCUAAGAGUGAGCACCUUGGCAAUACCGAGAUAAGUCUCGAUAAUAUCGUGGAAGGAGGUCGACGAAAGAGAGCCAAAUUUGAGAGUUCUGUAAGUUACUCGGUUGCACAUGGGCGGACGAUGUCAUUUAAACAAUCAUACUAAUUAUAAUUUCCCAUCAGGAACUUCCUUUGUUUGCGCCACCGCAAAUGCCUGCUGCUACUUCGAAUUCUUCCGUUUCUCCAGCACGUCGCAUGGAACAUCAACGAUCGAGUUUUCCUUACACCGGAUUUUCUCAAAAUCCUUUCUCUAAUCCACCUAAUCUACAAUCCCCCCAGAGCUAUGGCAAUGGCUUCGGGGAGCCUAACAUGUAUUCUACUCCGGCACCGCAAGGUCGCCGAACGCGCGGAUCCGAUCCCGUGGGACGUCAAUCUAUUAGCACCCCAGGGAACAGCUCUGGCAUACUACCUACUCCAGAUCCCACCGUUGGGAGUUGCAUGUCGGAGGAGGAUAAGGAUGUCGCUCUGCAAUUGAUGAGACUUGGUGACAUGUCGAACAUCUCUCAUGGUCGCACAUCAGCAUCUACUCUUGAUGAUACAUUCAGUGGCCGUGCUGAUGCCGCUUCUUCUACUGGCGCUACUAGUGACAGCGAGAGUGAGAGUGGAAAUGAACUUCCACCUGCUCGUCGAAUCAAGCGUGAGCCAAGUCCAAUCCUGCCACCAGGAAUUUGGAAAAAGACCCUUUCACAUCUGGAUGACAACCUGCCGACAGAUAGCACCGAGCCAAGCAGCGAUGAGCGUGACUAUGAAGAUGGUCAGGACGGAACCUUCAAGCCAGGGCAAGCGGAUGAUGCUGUUGAUAACGAAUUAGCAAAGCCCAAAGUUGUUAAAGCUAAGACCGCUAGAAAGCCCCUACCUUCUUCCUCUAUCAAAAACAAAGUGAGCAGAAUUAGCAAACCAAACAGGCCAGGGCCUCUUGUUAAACCCAAGAAAGCCAAUAGUGUCUCUGCCUCUAGCAAAGGUCCAAUCUCACCGACUUCUUUACCAUCGCAAUCCCGAAAAACCUCCGUGGCAUCUACGGCAACUCAUCAACACCAUCUGGGUGAUGAUGAAGAGGAUCUUUCAUCCAAACCACGUUGUCAACGCUGCAGAAAGAGUAAAAAGGGUUGCGAUCGUCAACGACCUUGUGGCCGUUGUCAAGAUGCGGGACUUAGCAUUGAUCAGUGUGUCAGCGAAGACGAAGGGAACGGUCGCAAAGGUCGUUAUGGGCGCCAUAUGGGAGUACCUGUGAAGAAAGAUGAGCUUCCUCAGGUUCCAAUCUUUCCAUCAGCGCUUGCUGCCAAUGGUGCAAGCAACCUCGAAAAGAGCAAGAAGAGAAAGAGGUGAUCUACACCCACUGUACCAUCAGCUUGAUCAUUUCACUUGAAGUAUAUUAAAUGAACCCGCGGUUACAUUUUGUACCAAAAGUUAUUUCUCUUAGCGGUGAUGAAUUGGAUUUCAUCAAUUGCCCGGCAAUUGGUCAUCGUUUGAUGGCACUUCGAAACCAAUGUCACCUCAACUAUAGCCAGCAAAAGUCUUUUACAGCGCCAUUUCUUGUGUCACAAUCUGGAUCAACAAACUUUCCCUCGCAGCGUUCAGAAAGCGUUCAUACUUCUUCAUUUUGUUGUAACUGCUCGUUCUCUCUGUCUAGGUUAAAUGGCAAGGUGUUUCUUUUUUCUUCAUUAUUGUACUUUGGUUUACCUGGUGGAGCGCUUCAAGACAUCUCAUUGUUUUUUACACAAUCCCGACAAUCCUUUUAUUAUGAUUAAUGGGUCGACAUGAACAUAUUUAUGAUUUUCCUUUGUCCUUUUUUAUUUGAACUUGCUGCUUUCAAUUGGUUCUCAAUCCUCAAGUUUCAAUGAUACUCCUUUGCAGCGAGCAGAAUAGUUUCCAUUUGUAAGCCCAUUUGCCUGUGGUAAAGUCAUUUACAACUUGUUUGUAUGGUGGAAAUGGUUGUUGAUGUAUGUAUCAAUGGGAGGGAAACUCAAUUUCUGAUGCCAGCGGAGGAAGGUUCAUCAUUUUUGAAUGACAAAGCGUGUUUUUUUUUGUCUCCAUUACGAAAGUUGUCUAUUUUCCAUUUCAUGGUUUUGGUUUCGAUUCUUGUUCUAGCCCAUCUCUACUCUCAGUCACACUACAACAUUUGGGUUGCUUUUAGGGAGUUAGAUGGGAUGCAAUGGAAUGGGUGGGAAAUUGGGGAUCGCUAAAUGGGAACUCUUACUGUUUUUUUUUUUCUGAUCGCGAUUUGGGUGGGAUGCAAUGAAUGGACUUGGUUUGCGAAAAUAGAGAACCAGGAGGAUGAAUUUGAAGGAGCUGGUGGAUGAAAAGAAGGUCUUUGUUAUGACUGAUUGUAUCGAGUCAUAUUACAUUUUCCUUUUUAAUAUUGAACCUGAACUGAUCAAACGGAGGAAAAUUCAUGGAUACAUAUUAUGGAAUACAUUCA
This is a messenger RNA of Sclerotinia trifoliorum, 4151 nucleotides long. The record is from the annotation of a GenBank genome assembly. NCBI's taxonomy places the organism in Eukaryota, Fungi, Ascomycota, Leotiomycetes, Helotiales, Sclerotiniaceae.